AUGUCCAACUCCGGCUCUGGCUCUGGCUUUGGUAGAAAAACUACUAUCCACCACAACGACCCAAACCGCUUUUUGGACGUCGUUAAUGCUCGGUCUCCUCCUCCUCCUCGUGGCAGUAGUAGAUCUCGUACUGGUAGUGGACCCAGGACAGAUUCACCUAGACGACCCGAACCCGGACCAAGACCGUUCUCCCCAAUCCCGAUCCCUAACGCGAUACCGAGGCUGAGAUUGAGGGUGGGAAGAAGAAGAAGGGUUAGUUUCGAGGAACCCGAUCCUCACCCUCCGUAUGCUUUCGAGUAUUUCUCUUCUUCCGAUUCAUCUUCCUCCUCUUCGUCUUCUUUCCCACCCCCAUCACCAUCAUCAUCGUCAUACCUAUCCACCGCCUUCUCGUUCGACAACGACGACAACAGCAACUUUGACAUCCUCGGCAACGACGACGACCUGGCAUACAACACCAUCGCCGCCGUUCCAAGCGGAGGAAGGGAGGAAAGAGGCAGGAUAAGGAUAAGAUCAAGAUCAAGGGAACAGCAAACAGGCAAUCACCGAGUCACCAUUCACCACGGCGUCCGCCAUUUCUAUCCCAACCGUAACCGCCCGCCGUCACCACCACUUCCACCCGUUCCUCCACCACCUGCUUUUCUAGGGUUUCACCACCCAGUUGCCCGUGUCCGGUAUCUCCCCGCCCCGAGACACGUCCCUGCUCCGAGACGGUUCCCUGCUCCGACUCUAACAAUUCGGCAAAUAAACCGCUCUCCAUCUCCUGCUCUUCUUCCGAGGCCUUUCCAACGGGUACGCUUCCGAGACGAGCGAAGUGAGGACGGCGAAGAAGUGGAUGAUGGACUGAGAGUCACUGUCAGAACCAGGACCGCAACCAACGGGACCAACGGGCAAAGAAGAAGAAGAAGAGAGUUUGAUGCCGAAGAGGAAGAUAGCACGACCGUGACUACCACUGCCACUACCACUACCUCCUACCAAUACCACGACGUAGACGAAGCAGACGCAGACGAAAUGCCCAGAGCGGCGUGGGGAGUGUUGUUUGAUGCGGAUGAGAGACCGACGGAGAGGUUGAGGGAGGUGUUGGCAGCUUUGGGGAGAUGGGUUGUCCGUGAGAUGCCCGGGGGAAGAUCGACCAUAUUGGAUAGGCAGAACGUGCUCAUCAGUCCGAGAAGGAUGAGGAGGUUCUUUGAUCGGUAUUAUGUGACAGGGCCGAGGGAAGAGGAGGAAUGGAGGUAUUGGGAUGUCUUUAGAAACGAGACCAGCGAUGAAUCGAUAACCCGAAUCCAAAGGUUUUAUGACGACCUCGACGUCGAAUACCGCCCUCGCACACUGCCCCAGAGCAAAGCCACUCGGCCUUCUCCAUGCCUCACGCCCAGAGGUUUUGCCGAGUUUCUGAUCAAGUUGAUCCUGAGCUAUCCUGAAAGCCAGCAUCAGUUACUCUCAAAUGUGUUCAGAAUUAAUCAGAUCACGGCGCCGAUGGACAAUCUGAAUAGGUGGGGAGCAAGAGGAGGCGAAGGCCUGCUACCCGGCCAUCUCGACAGGUCCUUGUUCCCGGAAUUCAUGGACACCGCGAUGGAAGCAAGAGUCAGACGGGCCUUGAUGGCAGCUGAGUUUGGGACUCCAGGACGGCCGGCAGCAGGAAGGAGCGGCUCACUAGAGAGACUGAGGGAAGAAAGAGCAACAAGACAGAGACAAUCCGACAGAGACAGAGCGAGGGAACGAAGGAGGGCCGAGUACGAUGGAUACCGACUCAGAGGCGGGGGCAGCGAUGAUGAUGCUGACGCGGCUGAGCGAGGGCGAAGUAUGGAGCGACGUUCCUCAAGCCGAGUGGAAAUCCGGAGCACAUCACCCGGAGUUCAGCGAGUGACUACGAUAGUCCGAUCCCGGUCAAGAUCAAGAUCCCGCCCUCGGCCAUCAGACAAUCCUCAAACCUCCUCAUCAUCGCAAGACCGCAAACCAGACAACCUCCACGUGCGCUUCAUCUCCGGGACCAAACGUCCAAAGAGAAAGCGUCCGGCCGUUAAUCUCUCCUGCAAGACGCCAACCGUCACCAAGUGCCACACCAAGUUCGAAGACUAUAGCUGUCUUUUCCCGCCACAUCCGGUAGUCUCCUGCCAUCCACGACCACGGCCCAAGGUGCCGGCCAAGUGCAAGCCUCCAAAGCCAAAGCCGACACAUUAUCCCCGUCUUCCACCAGGUCACCCACCCAUCUCACUCCCAUCACCUCAUCCAGCUCCAGCACCAACAUGUCACUCUCCUGCCACUACUCAACAAGUCUGCCACUCCAAACCCAAAGCCUGCGCCACUUACAGACCCCGUCCACGGCCCGGUUGCAACACUGCCAGACCCCGUCCCCGUUGUUAUGGCCCAGAACGCAUCUACCGCGAAAUUCCAAUCAUCCAUGAGAUCCCCGUGCGCGAGAUCCGCGAAGUGGAAGUCGAAGUGCCCGUUCGCGUCGAAGUUCCCUAUGAAGUUCCGGUGAGGGUUCCUGUCCGGGUCAAUGUUCCGGCGCCGUAUCCGGUGCAUGUGCCUGUUCAUGUACCAGUUCCGCAGCCUUAUCCUGUUUAUCAGAACUACAACUAUAACAAUGGAUACGAUGGGUAUGGGGAAAGAAGGUAUGGGACUAGAGCUGAUGAAGGGCCUUGGUAUCCUUUUAAGGCGGUGACUUGGCAGAGUGGACCACCGUUUUAG
Messenger RNA from Sordaria macrospora k-hell, 2688 nucleotides. RefSeq lists its product as uncharacterized. Lineage: Eukaryota; Fungi; Ascomycota; Sordariomycetes; Sordariales; Sordariaceae. The record is from RefSeq and is a predicted model, not a curated record.